Porites evermanni is the source of this 585-nucleotide messenger RNA. The record is from the annotation of a GenBank genome assembly. Lineage: Eukaryota; Metazoa; Cnidaria; Anthozoa; Scleractinia; Poritidae.
GGUGAGACACCUGCUGCAGCGAACGACAGCUCACUACAGACGGCAAAAGACCACUUUCGUAUCACAGUUUAUUACACAUGUAUUGACAAAGUCGUCAGUGAACUUCAAUCAAGGUUUGAGGGCAAUGACCAAGAGGUUUUGUGGGCACUGGGCGAAAUCGUAUUCAGCCGUUCUCCAAACAUCAGCAACAUCCAAACUGUAUCAAAUUUCUAUGGCGUGGAUAGUGAAAUGCUAUCAAGUGAGAAGUCAAUCUUUGAAAACUACGACUGCGGGAACCCAUGCCAGAGAAAAAACGCAGCCGUGAUGGUAAAGACCAUGCAUCAAAAGGGUCUCCAUGACAUUUUACCUGUUCUGUAUAAAGUUACCUCCAUCCUGGCCACAAUUUCUGCAACCUCGUGCUCUGCUGAAAGGUCUUUCAGCGCCCUUCGCCGCAUCGAGACAUUUUUAAGAUCCACAAAAGGACAAGACCGACUUAACAGUAUCACCGUUAUUAACAUUGAAAGAAAGUAUGCAAACAAGACAAUGCAGAAUGACAUGCAAAGGAUUAUUGACAUAUUUGGGUGUCGACGUAAUCGUUCUUCAUAA